Molecule: messenger RNA, 7721 nt
Organism: Cololabis saira (Pacific saury)
Lineage: Eukaryota; Metazoa; Chordata; Actinopteri; Beloniformes; Belonidae
Product: MAM and LDL-receptor class A domain-containing protein 2
Exons: 51
Coding region: 101-7255 (2384 amino acids)
Cellular component (GO): membrane
Molecular function (GO): protein binding
Source: RefSeq, a predicted model, not a curated record
AUACAAGCUACUCAGAUAAUCAGUGAGUUGACCCGUCUGCUUUCUUUGAGGAUCGUGAGGUUCCUUUGGAUUGUCUGCUCCGUCUCAUGACUCCCCAGACAUGAAGCAAUUAUUCGUGCUGCUGUCAGUAUUGUUGGUCCCCGUGUCUUCAUGUCCCGAUGGGACGUUUAACUGCACAUCAGGAGAAUGUGUUCCUGCUCAAGUCAGACAGACAGAUUGUAAAGAUGGUUCAGACGAGGAAAAUUGUGGCUCAUGCGACUUUGAGGAUGGCCCAUGCGGCUGGAGAGACAGAAGUGAGUCCUCCUCUUACACCUGGAAGUGGCAGAUGGCAAACAUCACCUCGGUACCUGGACAGGACCACACCACAGGAAGCCCUUGGGGACACGUCAUGCAUCUAAACGGUAGUGACAGUGGCUUUAUGCGGACGGCCAUUUUGGAGUAUUCUGUUAACCACACGGCUGCUCUGGGAUGCCAGAUCAGCUUUUGGUACUAUCUUUAUUACGACGAUAUAUAUACAUCCUAUUUUAAAGUGAAACUUGUCAGAGGCCAUUAUUCUAACCAAUUACUAAGAAUUUCUAAACCUACCCAAAAUUCCUGGGAGAAUGCCACCGCCUUCAUCGGUAAUCAACCAGGAGGAUACAAGCUGCAACUGUCAUACGAACCUUCCUAUUCAGAAAAAAGUGACAUUAUGCUGGACGAUGUCAGCUUUGUGAACUGUAGAGAGGAAGACAUACCGGAUGGAUCAGACCAUCUUUCGUGUGAUUUUGAGAAUGAUAUCUGCUCGUGGUACAAUGACUACACACAAAGUCUUCUGUGGAAAAGAAACAAAGAUUCGUAUGAAGAUUUAAAUGGGAAUGGCACCUACAUGCUCAUAAAAGCUGCAUCAAACCUAAACACAUCCUCUGCAGCCAGACUCGCCAGCUUCCCUCAACCUGCUGGUCAGGUCAUAUGCGUGAGCUUCUUCUACUAUAUAUUUGGAAACAGCAUCGGCUCUCUAAAGUUCAUAACGAAGCGUUCUGGUGAACCAGAGACGGUUGUAUGGAUGAGAAGUGGCACUCAGGGACACAAAUGGCGAUUUGCAGAUCUUACUUUCAACAGUGACAAACCGAUACAGUUUAUGAUAGAAGCUGUGGUGGGUGGUACACAAGGGAGCAUAGCCAUUGAUGACAUUGUGGUGUCCAGCAGCGUUAAUGGCUCUUGUCCUCCCGAGAGAGAGUGCACCUUUCAGGGCUCCCUCUGCGGCCUGCUGCCUCAGCCAUCUGCAGACUUCAGCUGGACCCGGAUCACCGGGGCGUCUCAACAUGCUAACUCUUCAGGUCCUGUCGCAGAUCACACGCUGGGGACGGAUCAAGGUUAUUACCUGAGUGCUGAGUUGUGGAGGCACCCUGCCGGGUCCAGAGGAGCAAUGAUGACUGCAGUAAUGGGGCCCACUCCUUCUGACGGGGAAUGCCUGAUGUUUUAUUACUACAUCGAGGGACAAGGAGCGGGUGAACUCAAUAUUUACCUUCAAACUGCUGACAGCCAUGAAGACUCCACCAAGCUGUGGACCAUACAGGGAGAUCAAGGGACGCGUUGGAGGCACGGAAGAGUUACGCUUUUCAGCCCUGAAGCUGCCUACCAGGUCAUUUUUGAAGCAGUAGCAGGGGAUGGAUCAAAGAGGGACAUUUCCAUUGAUGAUCUCACCGUCCUGAACGGCGCCUGUCCCCCAGAAGGUUUUUGUGACUUUGAGAUGGACUAUUGUGGUUGGGUCAACAAUCCCCCACCGGGGGGGACUGGAGUGGACUGGGAAUGGCUUUCAGGGAAAAGUGGCGGUUACUUCGCUCCAGGAAGGGACCACACCACAGAUUCUGCUUUAGGGCACUUUAUUUAUUUUGGCUUCAGACGUAUUUAUGAAAAAAAGGUUGCCCAGCUGGAAAGCGGGCGUAUGGAGGCUGUAGACCAAGCUUGCCUUGAGAUGUGGCACUUCGCCGAAGACUGGGGUUAUAUGGGUCCAUCGGUCAUUACACUUACAGUGUUUGUCAAUGAGACUGCUGGACUACGCCCUGUGUGGGUUACCAACGGCCAUACGAACAACUCCUGGAUCCAAGGCCGAGUGGAUUACAGUGCAUCCGGUCCUCACAAUAUUGUUUUACAUGCCAGGCUCCCAGGCUCCGAGAGUGGAGGUGGUUUUUCGUUGGAUGACAUUCACAUCAUCAGAGGCAGGUCUUGUAAUGACACCAUCGUCACCACCACACCGAUCCCUGCCACGACCACGGCUGCUCUUCCCUCCGCCAUGGACUGCACCUUCCAAGAAGGUCUGUGUAACUGGGUCCAGGAGAUCAGCGAUGAUUUGAACUGGACUCUCAGUCGUGGACUUCAGGUGGAGGAGCCGUGGAACGGACCUCAGUAUGACCAUACUCUUGGAAAUAAUCAAGGUUUCUUUUUACUGCUGAAUGGAUCUGGAUCAAAGGAUGGCGAGCGAGCAGUUGUCUCUGCCCCCGUCAUCAGUCGCCAGUCACAACGCUGCGUCGCAUUUUGGUAUUACAUGCUCGGGCCUUCAGUAUCCACUCUGGAUCUGCUCGUUGAGACAAUAUCCUCUGAGAAUUUAAUGUGGACUCGUCAGGGGACUCAAAAUCCAGAGUGGAUGAACGCACAAGUUACCGUCAGUCUGAACGAUACACUUCGGAUACGCUUGACCGGCCAUAGAAACAUCCGCAGCAGAGGAUUCAUAGCUGUCGACGAUGUUACAGUGAGAGAAGGCGCCUGCAGUUAUCAACAUGUGUGUGGGUUUGACUGGGACAUGUGUGGAUUUGAGAACAGUGUCAAUAACAGGGGUCGCUGGGGUCGCGUGAAGGGAACGAAGCAUCAUCUGGAUCACACCUAUGGAACGGAAAAUGGUUACUACAUGACUGUGACGUCUUCAAAUUCCGAACAGCCUGAGGUGGCUGAGCUGCUCACACCAGAGUUCACUUUGGCUGCAGAGAUGUGUGUGCGCUUCUGGUAUUGGUUACCCACAGAUCCUUCUGACACCCUUGCAGUCCAUGUGCUGAGAAGCGGGGAGCUGGGCAGUGCCCUCUGGCAGCGGCCUGGUUCGCCCUCUACAGGCUGGGAGGUGGCAGAGGUCACCGUGUCCUCACCGGCUAAAUUCUAUGUGGUGUUUAAGGCCUUCAGUGUGCCUGGCACCAACGAGUCUGUGAAAAUAGAUGAUUAUUCUGUGAGGGAUGGGGCCUGCAGUCCUUCAGGCAGCUGUGACUUUGAAUCUGGACCGUGUACCUGGGUCAACAUUCAGAAGGAAGAUCAACAUGAGUGGGUCCUGUCCAACGGAGGAUCCUACGGUCCACCAACGGACCAUACCACUCAGACUCCGGAGGGUUGGUUCUUAUUGAGCUCUUCACCACUCCAAAAUCACCACAGUGUAGCACAAGUAGUGUCUGAAUGGAUCCAAGUGAAAGACACCUCCUCCUGUCUCACCUUAUGGUACCAUAUGGAAAACAGUGACUCCGGGAUCCUGCAGGUGUUCACACGUUCAGCUCCAUCCGAGGAGAAGCUGAUAUUCCAGGGCAACAGCAGCGGGAACAGCUGGACCAGGUUCUCAAAGUCUCUGAACAUGACCAAACCUUUCCAGCUGGUGAUCGAGGCAGAAACCAGCAGCAGAGGAUUCAUUGCCAUUGACGACAUCAGUCUCACAUCUGGCCUUUGCCAAGUUAAUGAAACCAGUUCAGGAUUUGUGGGCUGCUCGUUUGAAAACGGGACGUGUGAGUGGGAGGACAUCAGUGUUGGCCAGUUUCAGUGGGUGAGAGGAAGGAAUGCCACUGGGAACGCUGGACCCACUGUGGACAACACACUGGGCACUGAGCUGGGUUGGUAUGUGGCGGUAGAGGGGGAUCGGGGGGAGCACAUGAGCCCUGCUGCCCUGCAGAGUCCCACCAUGAGCCAGGCCAGCGCAAACUGCACAUUAUAUUUCUAUUACAACAUGUACGGCGAUGACACAGAGCUCAAUGUGCUGCUGAAGGAGGGCUCCAGGACCACUACGCUGUGGUGGUUAUCUGGUAACCAUGGUGAUUCGUGGCACCGUGGGGAAGUUACGGUUGGCCGGGUCCCUCUUGGCUUCACCAUCCUCUUGGAAGCCUCCAGGGAUCUGAAUAAGCCGGGACACGUCGCCGUUGAUGAUGUUGACUUCACCAGCUGUUUCCCACCCGAACCGCAGCCCAAGUGUCCUGAGAGUAUGUUCACGUGCAACAACAGCGUCUGCGUCGACCUAAACCGCGUGUGCGACUUCAGUGAUGACUGCGGGGAUUGGUCUGACGAGAACAGCUGUGAUAAACAAGGUGUGACGGAGCGCUGUGACUUCGAGCAAGGCUUGUGCUCCUGGGCGGAGAGCAGCGUGGACACACCUGGACUGGAGUGGACACAAAGCAAAGGGCAGGAGGCCUGGCCGAGCCACGGCCCCCCCAGGGAUCACACCCAAAACUCUGAUGCAGGUCACUACAUUACACCUGCGGCUCAUCUGACUGCAAAGGGCCAGACAUCUGAGAUCCUGUCUGAAACGUUACUACCCAGUUCAGACUGCACCGUGAGAUUCUUCUACUUCAGCAUGGAUAAUGCUGCAGCCACGCUGACAGCGCAGUCCAGGACACUGACGUCCGGCAGCAACGACAAAGUGUUGUGGAAGAGGGAAACUUCCCCGAGCUACAGCUGGAACCGAGCGGAGGUCUCGUUUUCCUCUUCAGUCAGCAGCAAGAUUGUCUUCAGGUAUGAGCUUGGGGACGCUCCCAGGGGCCUGGUUGCGCUUGAUGACAUCUCCUUUUCCAAAGAAUGUGUUUUUGACCCUGACAACAACGAUCUGCCCGACACACCACCCACACCUGCCCCCACGUCCCCACCGGUGAACCCCUGUCAGGAUGAUGAGUUUUUUUGCCACCUGUCAGCGGGGAAGGUGUGUAUUCUGGCCACGAUGCAGUGUGAUUAUCUUCCAGACUGCCCCCUCGGAGAGGACGAGGCCGGCUGCGGUCCGUGCACGUUUGAGAACAACCAGUGCCAGUGGACUGACAUCAGUGAUGGGCAGAGCAAGUGGCAGAGGCAGAAAGCUAACAACAACACUGAGCCACCCACAGAUCACACGACAGAGACUGGCUACUACAUGAGCGUGAAUGUCACUGUGGCGUCUGUGCAAAGCGACGCCAGGCUCCAGAGUCCCCAGCUGCACCUUUCAUCCCCCUACUGUCAGAUUUUGUUUCACUUCCACAUCAGUGCAGAGAGUGCUGGGUCACUCAGAGUGCUUAUGCAGCAAGCUGAGGGAGGUGAAGCAAUCCUGUGGUCACGCAGUCACAGCACUGUCUCUCGAUGGACUCCAGAACAUCUGCCUGUCAGCCUGUACCCAGAGCCUUACAAGAUUUCGUUCAGUAGCAUAAAUAGAGCAAACCAGGGAGCUGCCAGAAAACAUGUUGUUGCUCUGGACGACAUCUCUUUUCUUAACUGUGAAGCAUCCUACAAACCACCAGCUCUGUCCUCCUUUGGCUGUACUUUUGAAGAUGGACUCUGUGUUUGGGUUCACGGAGCUGAAGAAAACUUGAACUGGAUCAGCGGGUCAGGUCCAACAGAAACCCCCAACACUGGGCCAGCAGGAGACCACACCACCGGCGAAGGGAAAUACCUUUAUAUCAAGAGCUCCCAUCAAAGUGUCGGGGAUACGGCCCAGCUGAAGUCAUCGCUGCUGCCACCUGCUGGUGAAGGAGGAUACUGUUUCAAACUUUGGUACCAUAUGUUUGGAGCUACUGUGGGUUCCUUGAGAAUCUAUCUACAAACAGCUGCUCCCUUUGAAAGAACACUGGUGUGGCAGAAAUCAGGAAAUCAGGAGGAUGAAUGGCUGCUGGUUCAGACCCAUGUGACCUUGCAGAAAGUCCACCAAGUGAUUCUGGAGGCAACAGUGGGAGGCCAGGCGGGAGACAUAGCAAUCGAUGACGUCUCCUUCAUCCCAGGACCAUGCCCUGCUUCCGAUUUCUGUGACUUUGAGGAGGGGUUCUGUAACUGGCAGCAGGAGACCAACCAUGACUUUGACUGGAUCAGACACUCGGGUCCCACUCAGAACUCCCACACAGGACCAGAUAGUGACCACACCACCAACACAGCCACGGGUCACUACGUCUACCUGCCGUCCUCCAUCACCGACAGAGCUGGCCAGAAAGCUUUGAUGUCCUCACCACUUUACCCCGCAGAUAAAGGCUCUUGUGUGCAGCUGUGGUAUCACAUGUACGGGGAUGGAAUGGGGGAGCUGAAUGUUUACCAGCAGGGUGAGGACGGGAAGGAACUUAUUUUCUCGCGGACUGGAGACCAGGGCCGUCGGUGGAGCUUUGCUCAAGCUUCACUCCGUCCCCGAGUUCAGCCUUACAGAAUUGUGGUGGAGGGUGUAAAGGCUGGUCCCACUCAGCAGGGAGACAUGGCCUUUGAUGAUGUCCAGCUGUCGGACGCUCGGUGUCCUUCCUUCUGCGACUUUGAGAGCAAUCUCUGUAGCUGGAGUAACGUCGGAGGAGGAGUCGAUCAGGCAGACUGGCUCCGCGGCUCAGGAGCUUCCCAAAACCCACACUCCGGGCCCGCUGUGGACCACACCACCAACUCUUCUCACGGUCACUAUGUUUAUGUGGAUAGCUCAGUGGGUGAGUGGGGAGACACAGCCUUUUUAAUCAGUAAUGUGUACCAGCCGACCAAUGGAGGUACCGCUGUCACAUUCUGGUACCACAUGAAGGGGAACCACGUCGGAACUCUCAAACUCCACGUGAAUGACAGGAAAAUGCAUGCUACUGGCUCCAACACGGGACUUGAGAAAUGGGUAGAAUCUGAAUCCGAGGGAGACCUGUGGCAGCCAGCCACUGUGCACAUAAAACACGAAGAACCAUUCUGGUUUGUGUUUGUGUAUGAGAGGGGGAUGAAUCCAGGUGGAGACGUUGCUCUAGAUGACAUCAUCGUCAUCCAACACGUAAUCUGUCCUGUUGAGGAAAGCGACUCGCUGUCCGUCGGCCUCGGGGUUGGUCUGACUCUGCUGGCCGCACUUGUCAUCGCCGUCUUCUUCUAUAUGUUCAACCGGCAUCGUAAAAACAAGAACCGGUCGAUUCUGAACGAUGACGGGAAUGACCAGAACUCUGUGCUGGACCUCUUUGACCGCAGAACAGCUGGCACACAACAUGGAUCUGAACCCGAAUCUCACCUCUCCUUCUUCAACAAGCUUUAUUCUUCAUCGCCAGAUACACAGAAGCCCACUGUGGUCUCAUCUGAUGCUUAGUCUUAGACAUUUCUCCUUGAUGAUGCCAUUGAAACAAACCACUACUACAUACCCAUUCAUUUUUACUUGAAAAUGUUGUAAUUUCACUAAAGAAUGACAAAGAACUUAUAAUGUCUGACAUUUUUUUUUCCAAAAACUAGGAAAUAAUAGGUCAAUGGAAAGCUUUUCAGUCUCUGUUUUAAUUACUUUUAAUAAUUUUUUCACUUUUUAUCUGCAAAUGCAGGUUAAGAAACAGGAAUCAAGACGAAAGAAAACUAGUUUUAUAAAGGAGCUUGAUUUACAGUGCCUUGCGAAAGUAUUUGCCCCCCUGGAACUUUGUGACCUUUUGCCACAUUUCAGGCUUCAAACAUAAAGAUAUAAAACUGUAAUUUUUUUUGAAGAAUCAACAAGUGGGACACAAUCAUGAAGUGGAACGAAAUGUAUUGGAAAUUUCAAACUUUUUUAACAAAUAAAAAACUGAAAAAUU